This is a messenger RNA of Sorex fumeus (smoky shrew), 1059 nucleotides long. It is a transcript of the gene NOX1, whose product is annotated as NADPH oxidase 1. Gene Ontology annotation, cellular component: plasma membrane; NADPH oxidase complex. Lineage: Eukaryota; Metazoa; Chordata; Mammalia; Eulipotyphla; Soricidae. The record is from RefSeq and is a predicted model, not a curated record. Gene Ontology annotation, molecular function: superoxide-generating NAD(P)H oxidase activity. Gene Ontology annotation, biological process: defense response; superoxide anion generation.
AUGGAAAAUAGCAAGUUCGCUCUUGGUUCACUGUACUGCUGUAGUACUUCACAUUCACAUACUAAUAAAACACUGGAUCACAACCUCUCCUUCCACAAACUGGUAGUAUACAUUAACUGUCUAAACAUAGUUAUUCAAAUCACUGCACACUUAUUUAACUUUAAAUAAUACAGGGGAAGCUAAGAGCCUACAUACCGGUCCCUUGCUUCCAUUCUUUCCAAUCUAUCUCAUGAUGAGAAAGAGAUAGAUUCUUGGCUAAAUCCCAUCUUGUCUCCAAACACUAUGAUUAAGUUUACCAGGUUCACCAGCAUUGCUGGUCUCAUUUGGAUUAUCAUCAUAACAGCUCUGAUUCUCAUGAUGGUUUCAUUUAUGAAGUUUAUCUGGAGGAGUUUUUCAGAUCAGAAAAGUUGUCCUGGAAGACAAUUUCAGUUUCUUAAAGAAGUUGUUUACCCAUCCAAAGCUUUGGAACUGCCUAAGAAGCAUGACUUCAGCAUGGAAGUGGGGUAGUAUAUUUUUGCUAAUUGCCCUUCAAUCUCUUACCAGUAGUGGCAUCCUCUGACUUCUGUUUCCAGAGACUUCUCCUUUCAUAUCCAAGCUGUAGGGGACUGGGCAGAAAAUCUCAUAAGGGCUUUUGAACAGCAACAUUCACCAGGUAGAAUUGAGGUAGAUGGUCCCUUUGACACUGCCAAUGAGGAUGCUUUUCUAUAAGAAGUGGCUGUGUUGGUCGGAGUGGGAAUUGGGGUUUCCCCACGUGCUUCUAUCUUGAAGCCCACCUACAACAUUGUGAGUUCAAGUAAUAUAGUACUUACCAUACAAGAUGGACAUCAGACAAAAGAGUGCAUGCGACAUCCUGGCAGAUCUGAAAUGGAGGAGGUUAUCUCCUUUGGUAGUCCUGUGUGGGGGGAAAAUGAGUUUUCUACAAUAACCUCUAUCUACAAUCCUAAUGAAUACGAAGUGAGAAAGGCUUUGACAAAGAACCUGCAGAAAUGCUGUCUCCACUCUAGUCUGAAUUCUAGGAAAGUUCAAUUUUACUUGACAAGGAAAAUUUCUGAAUUAUAG